This is a messenger RNA of Sphaeramia orbicularis (orbiculate cardinalfish), 821 nucleotides long. Its product is annotated as glutamate-rich protein 2-like. The record is from RefSeq and is a predicted model, not a curated record. The coding region runs from base 126 to 791 and encodes 221 amino acids. NCBI's taxonomy places the organism in Eukaryota, Metazoa, Chordata, Actinopteri, Kurtiformes, Apogonidae. The transcript has 9 exons.
GUUAGCUUAAACAACUUAAAUACAUGAAUAUUUCCAUGCAACAUUUGACAAAUAAAGCUUCUCAGUUUAAACAUUAAGACCUUUGGUGCUGGUUUUACUCACUUUGUCUUCUUGAAUGAACAGAAAUGUCCUCUGACGAACCCAGUGGCGUGGUGGACAAGAAGACAGCCACAGAUGAUGCUUGGAACGUUCAGGAUGCUGUAACGCCUCAUUCUGUAAAGGACUCAUACGAGGACACCAAAAGCUCUGGCUCUAUGAAUAAGGAAGUGCUCCAUGCAGACGGAAUUACAUACCUAGCUUCACCGUCUGAGCCCCUUCCCACACAUGAGGAAGAACCAAAUGAAGAAGAGCAUGAUGAGGAUGAAGACGUGAGGGCUCCAGUGGUGCUGAUAACAAAGUUCCUCAGAGCUCUGCAGGACAGACACUAUCAUCACGCCACUCACCUGUGUCAGAUGAUUCUUGCGUAUGAACCGAACAACCCAGAGGCCUCCGAGUUUCUCCCACUGAUCCACAAGAAGAUUCUGGAAGAACAAGAGGAGCAGAACGAGAAUGAUGAUGAUGAUGAUAGUGAAGAGGAUGACGAUAAUGAUGAGGAUGAUGUUGAUACAGAGGAUGAUGAAGAUGAUACAGAGGAUGAUGAUGAAUCAGAAAGCGAUGACGAAUCAGACAGCGAUGAUGAAUCUUCUGAAUUCUUAAGUUGCUUGUCUUCAUCCAGCGCCUUUACUUCCUCUUCUUCACUCACAGAUGAUGAUGAUGAUGAUGAAGAAAAGGAAAAUCCAGCAGACUGUUGAAAGUGGUGUUACACACAUUAGAGCAGAAAU